Messenger RNA from Suricata suricatta (meerkat), 1515 nucleotides. RefSeq names its product heparin binding growth factor (gene HDGF). The transcript has 5 exons. Gene Ontology annotation, biological process: regulation of transcription by RNA polymerase II. The record is from RefSeq and is a predicted model, not a curated record. Gene Ontology annotation, cellular component: nucleus. The coding region runs from base 10 to 627 and encodes 205 amino acids. Gene Ontology annotation, molecular function: transcription coregulator activity; double-stranded DNA binding. NCBI's taxonomy places the organism in Eukaryota, Metazoa, Chordata, Mammalia, Carnivora, Herpestidae.
AUUGAUGAGAUGCCCGAGGCCGCCGUGAAGUCGACAGCCAACAAGUACCAAGUCUUUUUUUUCGGGACCCAUGAGACGGCAUUCCUGGGCCCCAAAGACCUCUUCCCUUACGAGGAGUCCAAGGAGAAGUUUGGCAAGCCCAACAAGAGGAAAGGGUUCAGCGAGGGGCUGUGGGAGAUCGAGAACAAUCCUACCGUCAAGGCCUCGGGCUACCAGUCCACCCCGAAGAAGAGCUCUGUGGAGGAGCCCGAGCCCGAGCCUGAGCCCGCGGAGGGGGACGGCGACAAGAAGGGGAGCGCGGAGGGCAGCAGCGAUGAGGAAGGGAAGCUGGUCAUCGAUGAGCCGGCCAAGGAGAAGAACGAGAAGGGGGCGCUGAAGCGGAGGGCGGGGGACCUGCUGGAGGACUCCCCAAAACGUCCCAAGGAGACAGAAGACCCCGAAGGGGAGGAGAAGGAAGUAGCCCCCUUGGAGGCUGAGAGGCCCCUCCCUGUGGAGAAGAACAGCACCCCCUCUGAGCCCGGCUCCGGCCGGGGCCUUCCUCGGGAGGAAGAGGAGGAGUUAGAGGAGGAAGAGGCUGCCAAGGAAGAUGCUGAGGCCCCAGGCAUCAGAGAUCGUGAGAGCCUGUAGCCACCAAUGUUUCAAGAGGAGCCCCCGCCCCGUUCCUGCUGCUGUCUGGGUGCUACUGGGGAAACUGGCCAUGGCCUGCAAACUGGGAACCCCACCCCGCUCUCCUCCACCACUUACUCUCCCCACUCCAAGCCCAGCGCCUGGAGAUUGCCCUGGCCCUCACGUCCAGGUCCCCACACCCCUGCAGUCUCAGUCAGGGCCAUGUCUUCUGCUUCGUGGGCUGCGAUGAGGCCAUUGUGUCCCUUCCUGCCGGGAGCUGUUUCCCAGGGUGUCUGGACUGGGUGUUUCUGCCUCCUGACUCCUCUCUGCCCCGCCCCGCCCCCAGCAUUCUGGACCUCUGGAUUAGCUGGCGUAGGGGGAGGACCGGGAGGGAUGCAGAGUAAACCGCAGGGUAGGCUUCUGGGCCUGAGAGGGGCGAUCUUCCAGUUGGGGCGGGGGUCAGGCAGGAAGAUGGCAUCUUCUCACGCUCCUGUCCCUUCCGCCCGGACUUGUCCUCUCCGCUGCCUAGAUUCAGGGAAAGUGGGCCAGCCCUUAGGGGAGGGGCUCCCUUCCAUAAAUCCUUGAUGAUUGACAACAUUCAUUCUUCUGGGAGUUGUAGUUGAUCAUCAGAUAAUUCGGAGGCUCCCCAGUUGUUUGGGCCGAGGACCUGAGACCCCGGAGGGUUGGCUUCACCCAGCUGGGGUGGCUGUGUUGAGGACUGUGUCCGCCUCUGAUCUCUGGCCAGAGAUAGGAUGCCCUGGGGAGAUGCCUGCGCUGCCCUUUCCCUCUCCCCACAGUGCUCAAGGCCGGCCUACAGUCACGUGUCACCCAGACAUAAAGGAAAAGACACAUUUUUUAGGACGUUUUUAAUAAAAGAAAAUUAACAAAAAAAAUUUUAAAGACCCCCCC